GGAAGUCACCGAAGCUCAGCCUCCGCCAACAUGUCUGCGCCCGACGAGGACACGUUUGCCGAGGAAGGAGGCGACAUGGAGGAGAUGGACGAGGUUGGCAGCGGCGGCGACGACGACGACGACGAAGGGGUUGAGAUGGAGGAAGAGGGAGCCGGCGGGGAGGGGGAGAAGAAGGUGUACGUGCCCGGCAUCGAGCCGCUGCAGCCGGGAGAAGAGCUGGAGAUGGACCGCUCCGCGUACCGCAUGUACCACGAGUGUCAAACAGGUGCUCCGUGUCUGAGCUUCUCCGUCCUGAGAGACGGAGGCGGAGAGGCCAGGGAGCAGCUCCCUCUGUCCAUGCUGCUCUGUGCGGGCACACAGGCGGACACGGCCCUGAGCAACAGACUUCUCGUCAUGCGCAUGCACAACCUUCAUGGAACAGAGAAAGAAAAAGAGGGGGAAGAAAGCAGUGAUGAAGAAAGUGAUGAAGACGAGGAGGAUGAAGACAAAAAGCCUCAGAUGGAGCUGGCCAUGAUGCCUCACUAUGGAGGGAUUAACAGAGUCAGAGUGACCCGGCGUGGAGAGCAGUCAUUGGCUGCCGUCUGGUCAGAGAAAGGACAGGUAGAAAUAUUUGACCUCGGUCCUCAGGUGGAGGCCGUCCACAGUUCUGCAGCCAUGACAGCUUUCAUGAAACAGCAGAAGGAAGCCACGGCCCUCUUCAGUUUCUCAGGACACAUGACGGAAGGCUUUGCAAUUGAUUGGUCACCUACAGUACCUGGUCGUCUUGUCAGCGGAGACUGUAAGAAAAACAUCCAUGUAUGGGAGCCACAGGAGGGAGGAACUUCGUGGCAGAUUGACCAACGUCCUUUCAGCUCCCACAGCAAGUCUGUGGAGGAUCUGCAGUGGUCCCCAACUGAAGCCACAGUUUUUGCAUCUUGUUCGGUGGAUCAGUCCAUUCGAGUCUGGGACAUCCGUGCGCCACCCAACUCAAUGCUCUCGGCCACCGAAGCUCACUCGUCGGACAUCAAUGUGAUCAGCUGGAACGGGAGUGAACCAUUCCUGCUUUCAGGAGGGGACGAUGGCCUUCUGAAAGUGUGGGACCUGCGACAGUUUAAGGGCGGACGGCCAGUGGCGAACUUCAAGCAGCACAGUGCUCCCAUCACCUCGGUGGAGUGGAACCCGGUGGACUCGAGUGUAUUCGCUGCCUCGGGAGCGGACGACGUCGUCAGCCAGUGGGAUCUGUCCGUGGAGUCGUGUGACGUAGGUGCCAGGGUGGAGGGGGUGAAAGACUUGCCCCCUCAACUGCUGUUCCUGCACCAGGGUCAGUCAGAGAUCAAGGAAAUUCACUGGCAUCCACAGUUACCUGGUGUGAUGAUUUCCACAGCGCUGUCAGGAUUCAAUGUGUUCAGGACAAUAUCAGUGUAGUGUGUCCUAGUCUGUUUGAAGUGUGUUUGUGUGUUUGAGAGAGAAACAAAUGAUUUUGCAUUUGUAAAUACACAUUAAAAUGUGUAAUGAGCAGAAAAUCCAAAUAGUUCAUCUUUAAGGAGCUUGUAAUAAUGUACAUAAUUUAGUUGUGUAGGUCAUAUCUCUUUUUGACAUUUCUUUGUCAGUGUAGGUGCUAUAUGGUGAUGCAAUCCGUAUCACUAAACCUUCUGUCUGCAUGUUUUACAAAAAGUUAACUAUUUUCAGUAUUCCCCAUGCUUAAAAUAAAAUGUUCAAAAUCAUA
Messenger RNA from Scophthalmus maximus (turbot), 1705 nucleotides. RefSeq names its product glutamate-rich WD repeat containing 1 (gene grwd1). The record is from RefSeq and is a predicted model, not a curated record. Lineage: Eukaryota; Metazoa; Chordata; Actinopteri; Pleuronectiformes; Scophthalmidae. Bases 31 to 1404 code for a protein of 457 amino acids. Gene Ontology annotation, molecular function: protein binding. The transcript has 7 exons.